ACUAAUUCAGGUUGGCUUCUUUUCCCUUCUUUUGAUUCCUUUAUAGAAAAUUGCUGCCAUAUAAUUCCAGAUUUUCCAUGCAUUUAACAAUUUUAUUUCAUUGUUGAUGUGUUUUUAUUUUCUGGUCUGAGAAUGAGUAGAUUGAGAGAGAAGGUGGGAGAAAGGCUUGACCAUGGAGCCAGCGGCCUCAUCCUAAAUUCCUGAUCCCUGGAGGACACCAAGCCUUCCCUCCUGCUUCAGUGUGGUUUGUGUGGUCUGGGCUCCCCUACUGCUCAGAGGCCAGGGGAUGGCUCCACUGGGUAGUGAGUCUCGAAUUGCCGGCACACACUUGAGGGUCCCCGUCCAGGAAGAAGGAGCAGGAAGAGCACAUUGAGUACAGGCAGGAAAUUCCGCUUAAAUGCAAAUAUCCCGUGGGAGGGGUCAGGUCACAGCGAAGGGAGGAAGCCCACCCUAUCAAGGGCUGCGUCUGGAACCGCUUCAUCCGGCUCCACUCAGCUGUGUAAGAUCGCUUCUUCUGUCAAUCAGUUCCCGGGGGGGGCGGAACUUGGAGCUCUACCCAAUCAGUGUUGGGGUCGAGUUCGUGGGAACUGCCAAUCAGGCGCGCUGCCGGGAGGAGGGUGGAGCUUUCUCCACCCCUCUGAGCUCCUGGUCCCGGAUCGGUAGCUGAGAGACGCCCUGGCAGUUCAGUGGCAGGCUCUGUCACACUGAGUCGUAUGCUGGCAGCGGGGAGCCUUGGGGAGAACCCAGGACACCGUGGAAGCCGGGAAAUGGAUUCAGUUGCCUUUGAGGAUGUGGCUGUGAACUUCACCCAGGAAGAGUGGGCUUUGCUGGGUCCAUCACAGAAGACUCUGUACAGAGAUGUGAUGUGGGAAACCAUUAGGAACCUGGACUGUAUAGGAAUGAAAUGGGAAGACACAGACGUUGAAGAUCAGCACAAAAAUCCCAGGAGGAGCCUAAGAUGUCUUAUCGUAGAGAGAUUCAGUGAAAGUAGCCAGAUUCCAGGUAGUACUGUGAAUGAAAAAACUCGUGGAGUAGAUCCAUGUGAAAGCAGUGUGCAUGGAGAAGUCAUCAUGGGUUGUUCAUUCCUUAAUUGCUACAUUACAUUUGAUGCUGGACACAAACCAGAUGAGUGUCAGCAAUAUGGAGAAAAGCCACAUACACAUAAACAAUGUGGGACAGCCUUCAAUUAUCACCACUCUUUUCAAACACAGGAAAGACCUCACACUGGAAAGAAGCGCUAUGAUUGUAAGGCAUGUGGGAAAACCUUCAGUUCUUCGGGAAACCUUCGAAGACACAUAAUAGUACAACGUGGAGGUGGACCUUAUAUAUGUAAGUUGUGUGGGAAAGCCUUUUUUUGGCCUAGUUUAUUUCGUAUACAUGAAAGAACUCACACUGGAGAGAAACCGUAUGAAUGUAAGCAGUGUUCUAAAGCCUUCCCUAUUUACAGUUCCUAUCAAAGACAUGAAAGAACACACACUGGGGAGAAACCAUAUGAAUGCAAGCACUGUUCUAAAGCCUUCCCUGAUUACAGUUCCCAUGUAAGACAUGAAAGAACUCACACUGGAGAAAAACCCUAUAAAUGUAAACAAUGUGGAAGAGCCUUCAGUGUUUCCAGUUCGCUUCGAAUACAUGAAAGAACUCACACCGGAGAGAAACCCUAUGAAUGUCAGCAAUGUGGGAAAGCAUUUCAUCAUCUGGGAAGCUUUCAAAGACACAUGAUAAGGCACACUGGAGAUGGACCUCAUAAAUGUAAGAUAUGUGGGAGAGGCUUUGAUUGUCCUAGUUCACUGCAAAGUCAUGAAAGAACUCACACUGGAGAGAAACCCUAUGAAUGCAAGCAGUGUGGAAAAGCAUUAUCUCAUCGUUCAAGCUUUCGAAGUCAUAUGAUAAUGCACACUGGAGAUGGACCUCAUAAAUGCAAGGUAUGUGGGAAAGCCUUUGUUUAUCCCAGUGUAUUUCAAAGACAUGAAAGGACUCAUACUGGUGAGAAACCCUAUGAAUGUAAAGAAUGUGGUAAAGCCUUCCGUAUUUCUAGUUCCCUUCGAAGGCAUGAAACAACUCAUAGUGGAGAGAAACCCUAUAAAUGUAAAUGUGGGAAAGCCUUUAUUGAUUUCUAUUCCUUUCAAAAUCACAAAACAACUCACACUGGAGAGAAGCCAUAUGAGUGUAAGGAAUGUGGGAAAGCAUUCAGUUGUUUCACAUACCUUUCUCAACAUAAAAGGAUCCACACAGCUGAAAAACCUUUUGAGUGUAAAACAUGUAAGAAAGCCUUCAGUCAUUUUGGUAACUUAAAAGUCCAUGAAAGGAUCCACUCUGGAGAGAAACCAUAUGAAUGUAAGGAAUGCAGGAAAGCAUUCUCUUGGCUCACUUGCCUUCUACGACAUGAAAGAAUUCACACUGGAAAGAAAUCUUAUGAAUGUCAACAAUGUGGUAAAGCUUUCACUCGUUCCCGUUUCCUUCGAGGACAUGAAAGGAUUCACACUGGAGAGAAGAUGCAUGAAUGUAAGGAAUGUGGGAAGACACUGAGUUCUCUCAGUUCCUUGCAUAGACAUAAAAGGACUCACUGGAGAGAUACUUUAUAAAUGUGGGAAAGCAUUCAUUAAUUUUAUUUCAUUUCAAAAAUGUGAAAUAAAUCACAUAGGAGAUAAGCCUCAAGAAUGAAAACACAUGGUAAAGCCUUAAGAUGUUUCUUUUGAAUAUGCUUAUCCCCUAACCAUUUGUAGGGGAUUGGUGUGGUUCCAGACCCCCUAAGCGUACCGAAAUCCACAGAUGCUAUGUCCCUUUUAUAAAAUGAGAUUUGCAUGUAACGUAUCCACAUCCUCCUGCAUCCUGUAAAUCAUGCCUAGAUUAUUUAAUUUUUCACCAACCCAAAGCUUUUGUAAAAGUAAAAAUAAAAAGUAGUUUACUAAAAUA
Molecule: messenger RNA, 2913 nt
Organism: Piliocolobus tephrosceles (Ugandan red Colobus)
Lineage: Eukaryota; Metazoa; Chordata; Mammalia; Primates; Cercopithecidae
Gene: ZNF442
Product: zinc finger protein 442
Exons: 4
Coding region: 714-2582 (622 amino acids)
Biological process (GO): regulation of transcription by RNA polymerase II
Cellular component (GO): nucleus
Molecular function (GO): RNA polymerase II cis-regulatory region sequence-specific DNA binding; DNA-binding transcription factor activity, RNA polymerase II-specific
Source: RefSeq, a predicted model, not a curated record